This is a messenger RNA of Misgurnus anguillicaudatus (oriental weatherfish), 996 nucleotides long. It is a transcript of the gene taar11, whose product is annotated as trace amine-associated receptor 11. NCBI's taxonomy places the organism in Eukaryota, Metazoa, Chordata, Actinopteri, Cypriniformes, Cobitidae. Gene Ontology annotation, biological process: G protein-coupled receptor signaling pathway. The record is from RefSeq and is a predicted model, not a curated record. Gene Ontology annotation, cellular component: membrane. Gene Ontology annotation, molecular function: trace-amine receptor activity.
UACCAGGCCUGCACGAUGAACCUAAGUCAUCCAUGGACAGUAGAGUCUGUUGGUCUCUGUUUCGAAUCACUGAAUGGCUCCUGUGUAAAGAUUGUGUACUCUCCUGUUUUGAGAGCUCCUCUCUACCUGCUCUUUGCUAUAACCAUCAUACUGAUCGUGUACGGCAACCUGCUGGUCAUCUGCACCAUUUCAAGUUUCCAGCAGCUGCACACACCCACCAACUACCUGAUUGUCUCAAUGGCCGUAGCCGACCUUCUCCUGGGCGUCCUUGUCAUGCCACCCAGCAUGGUGCGAUCUUUGGAGACGUGCUGGUACUUCGGAGACUUCCUCUGCAAAUUUCACUCUAGCACUGAUUUUACUCUGUGUAAUGCCUCUGUGAUGCACCUCACGUUCAUUUCGAUCGAUCGCUACUACGCAGUGUGUCAGCCGCUCCAAUAUCACCGCAGAAUAACCACGCGUGUGAGCGUAGCCAUGAUCCUGGCCAGCUGGGGCUUUUCUGCUUUUGUUGGCUUCGGUAUCACUUUCUCAGAGCUGAAAGUUGAACGCGAAAGAACAAAGGAGCUGCAUGUUAAUUGCAAGGGAGGAUGUUUAGCGAUGCACGGCAGAGAAAUUGGCUUCACAUAUUCAAUCGUUUUCUACUUCAUCCCCAUGUUUGUAAUUGUCAGCAUUUAUAGCAAGAUUUUCUUUAUAGCACAGAAACAUGCCCGCGCCAUUCAUAACUACCCCACAAGCUCAUCGGUUAAUAAGAUGGAUCUGAAGGCCACUAAGACGCUGGCUAUUGUCAUUGGAGUUUUCAUGUGCUGUUGGACGCCUUAUUUCAUGUGUAACAUAAUAGAUCCUGUGGUAGGCCAUUCGAUACCAGCUCUAUUAUAUGAGGUGUUAAUGUGGUUGGCUUAUUUAAAUGCAGUGUUUAAUCCCAUGAUUUACGCUUUGUUUUACAGCUGGUUCAGAGAAAAAUCUAAACUUCUGUAUGAAAAACUAUACAAGCUUUGUUAA